This is a messenger RNA of Pogona vitticeps (central bearded dragon), 1900 nucleotides long. It is a transcript of the gene SSTR1, whose product is annotated as somatostatin receptor 1. Gene Ontology annotation, molecular function: neuropeptide binding; somatostatin receptor activity. NCBI's taxonomy places the organism in Eukaryota, Metazoa, Chordata, Lepidosauria, Squamata, Agamidae. Gene Ontology annotation, cellular component: plasma membrane; neuron projection. The record is from RefSeq and is a predicted model, not a curated record. Gene Ontology annotation, biological process: cellular response to estradiol stimulus; neuropeptide signaling pathway.
CUCAUCUCCUUCAUCUACUCGGUGGUGUGCCUGGUGGGGCUGUGUGGCAAUUCCAUGGUCAUCUAUGUGAUCCUGCGCUACGCCAAGAUGAAGACGGCCACCAACAUCUACAUCCUCAACUUGGCCAUCGCGGACGAGCUGUUGAUGCUCAGCGUGCCCUUCCUGGUCACCUCGACUUUGCUCCGCCACUGGCCCUUCGGGUCGCUCCUCUGCCGCCUGGUGCUCAGCGUGGACGCGGUCAACAUGUUCACCAGCAUCUACUGCCUGACGGUGCUCAGCGUGGACCGCUACAUCGCCGUGGUGCACCCCAUCAAGGCGUCGCGCUACCGCCGUCCCACCGUGGCCAAGAUGGUGAACUUGGCUGUCUGGGGCUUGGCCAUCAUAAUCAUCUUACCCAUCAUCAUCUUCUCCAAGACCGAGGCCAACACAGACGGCACGGUAGCUUGCAACAUGAUGAUGCCCGAGCCCAAGCAGAAAUGGCUGGUGGUCUUCGUGGUCUACACCUUCCUGAUGGGCUUCUUGCUGCCCGUGGUGGCCAUCAGCCUCUGCUACAUCCUUAUCAUCGCCAAGAUGCGCAUGGUGGCGCUCAAGGCCGGCUGGCAGCAGCGCAAGCGCUCCGAGAGGAAGAUCACUCUCAUGGUCAUGAUGGUGGUCAUGGUCUUCGUCAUCUGCUGGAUGCCUUUCUACGUGGUGCAGCUGGUCAACCUCUUCGUGGAGCCCGACGACGCCACCAUCAGCCAGCUCUCGGUCAUCUUGGGUUAUGCCAACAGCUGCGCCAACCCCAUUCUCUACGGCUUCCUCUCGGACAACUUCAAGCGCUCCUUCCAGCGGCUGCUCUGCCUCAGUUGGAUGGACAACGCGGCCGAGGAGCCCGUCGACUACUACGCCACCGCCAUCAAAAGCAGGGCGUACAGCGUGGAGGACUUUCCUGCGGACAACUUCGGGGAGUCUGGCAGCACGUACAGGAACGGGACCUGCACCUCUCGGAUUACAACCCUCUGAGCAAGAGAGGACGGGAUAAAGAGAGGGGGAAGGGAGAAAGACUUCUUUUUUCUGCCUCCCACCCAGAAAUAAAGAGGCCAACUCGAGGAGGGGUGGAAGGAGAGCGCAAAUCAGACAGGGAAAGGGAAAGAACCAGGGUAAUAGGGAAGGGGAGAGAAGGCAGGCCUCCCCUUGACUGCAAGGGGAAAUGUUUGGGCCCUCCACCCCACCCGUUGGCCCCUCCUUCAGUUUCCCUCUGAGCUGGCCAGAUCAACCUGGAUCCCUGACGGCCCUUUUGCAAACACCUGGGACUUUCUGAGCAGUCAACCCACAGUUCUCCCGAGAAUAUUUGGAGUACAGGGAGGCAAGGAGUGUGGUCUCAUUUGGGUUGGUAAAAAGGUCCCCCCCUCUUGUUGUUAGUUUGGGGAUUUGGGUUUGGUGAAUUACUGUCCCCAUCCCCGUGAUGUUUCUUUGUCCCCCGUCAUUUCUCUCCCCUUGCUUCUCCGAGGAUACCCCAAAGUGAGGUCUGCGGGGGGCGCUGCCCUCAUCCCCGGGCGCACAGCGAGACGCGCGGGAGCUCCCGUGGUUGUGGUCUUUGCCUCGCAAAAUAAACCAAGCCAAAUCACGAUCUCGGUUGUCUUUAUGCGUUUAUGCAACAUUAGGAUACUGAUGAGAGAAAGAAAGACAGAGAAGAAAAAAAGUAAGAAAGAAAGCCGUGCCAGCUCUCAGAACACAGCCUUUAAAUUCAAGGAUAGGGCCUAAAAUGACAAAAGGUGCGUGUAAGCGUGUGGCUUUUCAAUUUGGAGGUUGGGAAGCAGUUUUAACAUGUUCAGUCGUCCGGGCAAAGCUCCGUCCUUUACAGCCAGCAAGUCUUGGCUGGUACUAAUCCCAGCUCUCAAAUCAUCCCGAAUUUCAACCU